Molecule: messenger RNA, 1639 nt
Organism: Phlebotomus argentipes
Lineage: Eukaryota; Metazoa; Arthropoda; Insecta; Diptera; Psychodidae
Gene: Dlic
Product: cytoplasmic dynein 1 light intermediate chain 1
Exons: 7
Coding region: 90-1574 (494 amino acids)
Biological process (GO): microtubule cytoskeleton organization; microtubule-based movement
Cellular component (GO): centrosome; cytoplasmic dynein complex
Molecular function (GO): dynein heavy chain binding
Source: RefSeq, a predicted model, not a curated record
UGCAGCGCCACGGGUACGCAGCGGUGGAAUUGUGGCUGUCAAAAUAUCUCGAUUGUGUGUUGCGAAAAAUCGGUCUGGAUCCUGAAAAAAUGGAAAUUACAUCACAGACGAACGGCGUGACGGGCACCACGCGCAAAAAGGACGGCACGGAGGCCAAGGAGAACCUGUGGUCCGAGAUCCUGGGCGAAGUACAAAGGCAGGGCAGCACGAAGCUGCCGUCCAACAAGUCGGUGCUCGUCGUGGGGGACAACGCGUCCGGCAAGACCAGCCUGAUCGCCAAGCUGCAGGGCGUGGAGGACCCCAAGAAGGGCUCGGGACUCGAGUACGCCUACAUAGACGUCCGUGAUGAGUACAGAGACGAUUUGACACGAUUGGGAGUUUGGGUGCUGGACGGCGAUCCAGGGCACACGAAUCUCCUCAAGUUCGCGCUGAAUGAGUCGAGCUACGCGCACACGCUGGUCAUCCUCGCUGUGUCGAUGAACACGCCGUGGUCGUGGCUGGAACAGCUGCAGCACUGGCUCAAGAUACUCGCUGAGCAUGUGGACAAGCUGAAGCUGGAGACGGAGGAGCGCCAGGCGGCGCGUCAGAAGCUCGUCACCGCCUGGCAGACGUACUGCGAGGCGGGCGACGAUCUGGAUCCCGGCUCGCCCAUGAAGAGGAGCGCCAGGCUGUCGUCGGCGGAUGAUGAAUUGGAUGCGUUACCACUGCCCGAGGGCGCGCUCACCACCAACCUGGGCCUCGACAUUGUAGUCGUUGUGACAAAGACUGACUACAUGACCACUUUGGAGAAGGAGUUCGACUAUCGGGAUGAGCACUUUGACUUUAUGCAGCAGUGGAUAAGGAGAUUCUGUCUGGCGCAUGGCGCAUCGCUGUUCUACACGAGUGUUAAAGAAGACAAAAACUGUGAUCUACUUUAUAAAUAUUUAACGCAUCGAAUUUACGAUCUGCCGUUUCGAACACCGGCUCUUGUCGUGGAGAAAGACGCCGUUCUCAUUCCUGCUGGCUGGGACAACAUGAAGAAGAUCAGCAUCCUGUACGAGAAUAUGCAAACAUGCAAGCCCGAUGACUACUACACGGAUAUCAUUGUGCCUCCUCCACAGCGGAAGACGGCGACCAAUCGGGAAGUGGAGGUGCAUCCUGAGGAUGAGCAGACGUUCUUGGCGCGCCAGCAGCAGCUGCUGCUGCAGGGACAGACGCCAACGAGAGGGGAAUCGCCCAUGAGAUCGCAGCCGGGCGGCAAAGUGUCCCCGCGAACGCCGAUAACGGGCAGUCAGGGAUCACCCAAUAAGAAGAUCGAUGCCAAACUGACGCCAGGGACGCCUGGCGGUGAGGGAGUUUUGGCGAACUUCUUCAAUUCGCUGCUGAACAAGAAGUCCGGCACGCCUGGUGGGCCUGCCGGUGACAUGGGCGGCAGUCCGAGGAGUCCGGCGGGCAGGCAGCCGCCCAAUGGCAUGGAGGAGGGUGCUGGUGAGAAGAUGAGCGUGCGAACGGACGCCGCGGCGGAGCUGGAUCGGCUCACGAGGAGUGUCGUGAGUAAAAAGGAGGCGGAAUAUGCGGGCCAGAGUGAUUGCUGAAGGGAAUCCGGGAGGCUGAAGUGGAAACACACACACUGAACAUUCUGAUAUUCCAAAAAGAGAAA